GUAACAGUUGUAACAUCCAAUGGUCAUGGGUAUUGGGUGAUGCUAGCUAGCUUGUCCGUUCUCCGGUGUAAAAGGUAUAAAAUAGUUUUGUUUGAAGACAACCAAAUGAUAAAAGUGGAGGAAUUCUUUUAUUUUACAAUACUGCAGAAGCCACGGAAAAUAGUCAAGUAAGAAGUGAUUUAAAUACUUGAAUCGAGUGGUCGACUCGUCAAUCCAAAUGGAUAAAUUCAUAUAUCAAAAUCUGCAAACUCUUAUCGCCAGUCAGCCUCAGUUCUCCCAGGGUCAAAAUGUCAGAUCUUUAUUUUCCGAGGCUGAUUUAAAUUAUCAAAACAACGCUUUAACGAGUCGCGAAUCGGCCUUUGAUGGUGCAGGAGGAUAUUUGGGAAAUGCAUUUCCUAAUUUUAAUCGGGGACAGAGCACUGAGAAUCUACAACCCAGAUAUAAGAAUGUAGAUCGUUUUUCCGAUUCUUCUUUUCGCCAGAAUACUAUUGGAAUCGGCCGGUCUUACGCCUUGGGUACUAACAACCCCCAGGGCAAUGAAUACGUUAACUUAGGAGGCCAAAAUGCCACCUGUGACGAAGUGAUCCGGAAGCGAUUUAUAGAUCAAGGCGUGUCUGGCAGCAAGUCGUAUAGAGGUCAAGAAAGUGCUCUUCCACAAAGUCAGGCCAAAAUGGCUUUACUCCCUACUCCAACCAUAGGAGUAGUUAACGCGCAUUAUCAAGGGAAUCAUGCCGUUAAUCAACCUGGAUUUUCGCAGCAAAUAGAUCAACUGAGUCGCCAUACCGGAGAGGAAGGAGGUUCUAUGACCGACCAUGAUAUGAGAAGGUACCAAGACGUCGAUUUAAGGUUGAUCAGCGAGAGCAGUUUUUCAGGAGAGCAUUUGGAAAAUAGUCGAGAUUACCCACAUAAUUUCAGAAGCCAGUCAGAUCAUAUCGACGAAUUCAACGCUCAAAAAAGAAGAAGGAUGUGUGAAGAAAAUUUUGUUGCAAACACAAGAAGCCCGUUGGAUUAUGGCAGACAAGAAGCCAAAUCGAGAAAACAAGACAGAUUUGAAAGGAAUUUAAGUCCUGAACGUUUUGAAAGAGAAGUGUAUUCGGAUCAAGAUAGGGACAGAGAACCUGCAUGGGACAGGACAAUAAUCCCCGAUAAAUUCUAUAUAGACGAUAGAAAACGAGACAGAUUCGAUGAUGAAAGUCCUGUUAGAUUUGAUGCGCGUCGAGAUAGAUCGAGAAGCCCUCAAAGAUUUGAUAGAGAGAGAACUGUCGGUCAAGACGGAUUCUACGGAAUCGGAACGAGAUCUGACGAAUAUGCGACUAGUAGAAAACAAGACGAUUUUAAAAGGCGUGUCCUAAUUAGAACAAGUCCCGAUAGCUACGAUAUGGAUCAAGACAGAUUUGACAGAGGAUUGAAGAGACCAAGAAGCCCUGAAAGAUAUGGAGACAGAAGUCGGGAAAGAUUCACUAGAGGAAGUAGAUCGGGUAGAAGUCCUGUCAGAUUUGACAGAGAAGAGAUGAAUAGAAAUCCAGAUAGAUUCGAUAGAGGAAAUAGACUCGGUAGAAGUCCUGUCAGAUUUGAAAGAGAAGAGAUGAAUAGAAAUCAAGAUAGAUUCGAUAGGGGAAAUAGAUUCGGUAGAAGUCCUGUCAGAUUUGAAAGAGAAGAGAUGAAUAGAAAUCAAGACAGAUUCGAUAGGGGAAAUAGAUUUGGUAGAAGUCCUGUUAGAUUUGAAAGAGAAGAAAUUAAUAGAAAUCAAGAUAGAUUUGAAAGAGGAAAUAGAGCCAGUAGAAGUCCUGUUAGAUUUGAAAGAAAAGAAAUUAAUAGAAAUCAAGAUAGAUUCGAUAGAGGAAAUAGAACCAGUAGAAGUCCUGUUAGAUUUGACAGAGAAGAGAUGAAUAGAAAUCAAAAAAGAUUUGAUAGAAGAAAUAGAGUAGAUAGACAGGAAAUGCACAUGUCUGGUAGAUUUGGUAGAGAUAAAAUGAAUAGAAAAAGCAGAUUUGAAGAAGAUACAGGAGGUGCCAGAGAAUAUAGAGAUGCCAUAAGAAGUCCUAAUAAACCACGUAUUGAACGGGUUGGAAGUCAAGAAAGAUUCGGUAAGCAGGAAAAAGAAAGAUUUUACCAAAAGAGAGUUGCUGAGAGAGAAGAAAGAAGAAACCAAGACAGACCACAAGGAUGGAACAGAAGCCCUGAGAGGUACACAACCCAGGGCAAAAUGCAGAACGUAAGUCCCGAGAGAACUGCCAGGGUGAUUCGUGAUAGAAAGAAUAAAUGCGACAUAAUGGGUCGACCAGGAAGUCAAAACAUGCGCGGCAUAGACGAUUCAGCAGAUGGCAAAAUGCAGAACCCAGGUCCACUUGUGCCUAUGAUAGAAAGAGGUGAAGGCGCUAAUGGGAGGAGUGAAAUAUUUGCAAAGACAAGUAUGCUAACAUACGGCGAGCCUCCAUGGUUGAAUGCCCCCACAAUGUUGGCGAAUGAAAAUGAUGUGAACAACUUGCUGAAUGCCACAAGAGAUAGCAUUGUGACUUUAAUUGGCUCGAGUACUGGAAUGGGAAUUGUCGGAGGAAGCGUUUUUGCUGAUACAACUGCAAACAAGGUUCAACCUUUUGGUAGAAAAGAGCAACAACAAUUUCUGACAAAUAAAAUUCCCAAAAGCAAAGGAUUAGUCAAGAAGAAGAAAGGGCCUCCGUGCAUUCCUCCAGAGACUAUUUUUUAUGGUGACAUUGUGCCGGAUUCAUACAUCCUCGAUAAAGACAAUAGGGAUAAUGACAACGAAGUGGAGAUAGCCAUUCAUAAUAUCAAUUCCGAAUUUCAAAUCAUCGGGAAGAAAAAGGCAGCCAAAUUCACAAAGUUAGUAGCACAUUCGUUGAACAAUCUGGACAUAACUAAAUUAGACAAUGUCCCCGUUUUUUAUGACGUUACAUGGGACACGGGAAAGCUUAUGAUGUUCGCUAAAAACAGCAAGUCGGUCGAUUGGCUUCAAAAAUGCCUGUCUAAUGAUAAAACCUUAGGAACCAGCUUGAAACUGAUUCCAAAAUAUGGCAUGCAUAAGGCCAAAUUGUUCAUACCGGGUGAUUCGCAUCAAGUAUAUCCGAAUGAACUCUUAGCAAGGUUCAGCAGGCAAAACCCGCAGCUAAAUUGUGCCAUGUGGCACGUUUGGUCAGUUAAACCCUCGAAAAACGGGAUGUCAUGUGUGUUUGAUAUUGAUAAUGAAUCUAAGGCAAUAUUAAAGAGUAAAGAUUAUUACGCAUAUUAUGGAGUAGAAAAAAUAUUUUUUGACUUUAAACCUACCAAAACAACAAAAUUAUCAAAUUAAAAAAAAAUUACAACCUUGUUUUUUUAAAUUAAAUCUAGGAAAUAUUAUUUGGAAUAAUAUGUUUCCUUUAUACCAGAUGCAUUCAAUCAUUUGGAGAGAAAAGAAAUAUUUUUCAUCCUAGGUAGGAGCUAAUUCCAUUUUAUUUAAUAAUUUUUCUCAAAUGAACUAAUAGUCUGUCGGACUUGGAACUUGAUGUAUCUUUUUUUU
Messenger RNA from Cimex lectularius (bed bug), 3514 nucleotides. RefSeq lists its product as uncharacterized. Bases 218 to 3307 code for a protein of 1029 amino acids. Lineage: Eukaryota; Metazoa; Arthropoda; Insecta; Hemiptera; Cimicidae. The transcript is spliced from 2 exons. The record is from RefSeq and is a predicted model, not a curated record.